This is a messenger RNA of Armigeres subalbatus, 1352 nucleotides long. It is a transcript of the gene mRpL3, whose product is annotated as large ribosomal subunit protein uL3m. Gene Ontology annotation, cellular component: mitochondrial large ribosomal subunit; ribosome. Lineage: Eukaryota; Metazoa; Arthropoda; Insecta; Diptera; Culicidae. Gene Ontology annotation, molecular function: structural constituent of ribosome. Gene Ontology annotation, biological process: translation. The record is from RefSeq and is a predicted model, not a curated record. Bases 204 to 1322 code for a protein of 372 amino acids. The transcript has 5 exons.
UCAUACGGUUCAUACAAAUAAAUUUAAUCUUUCUUACAAAAUGUGUCCAAGGGAUAGGGGUGUUAAUUUUUUUCCCAAUUUUGCGUUACGUAAUUUGUGAACAGCUUCCAUUCUGUGAUUUUCUUUCUGUCACUUGCGAGACAGCAGUUUCUACGGCCGCAUGUUUGUUUGUUACAAAAUUUAGUUAGGAAGAUCAAGUAAAAAUGUUAAGCAGCAGUCUUUUAACUUCUCGCUUUUUGCGACAAACUCCCUUUCUGAGCAGUCUAAACCAAACGCGCAACAAAAACUAUCUCAAUCGACCCCGGUUACGAAACCCGAUUUGGUUUGUCAGGAAGGAAAGAACGGUUCACGAUGAAAUGAUAACUCCGGAAAAUACGGCCUUCGUGAAGGAGGUGCUCCAUCACAAAUAUGGCCCUCCUGCACUGAUAAAGGGUGUGCAAACGUUCGAUCAGUCCCAACAGUCGUUGAUCCGCACGGAGGAACUGCCCGCCGUACAGUGGCGACCGGGUUUGAAAAGGACCGGCUUGAUUGCCCGCAAAAUAGGACAAUAUCCGUUGUGGAAAAAAGAUGGCACGAAGAUCCGGACCACUUUGCUGCAGGUGAUCGACAACCACGUGGUGAAGUACAUUCCGCCGGAAGAGUUUAGUCCUCCCCAUGAGCCAAGGCAAAAGAAAAACUGGAAGAACCCUUACGGCUGCCUGCUUGUAGGCGCUCAUAGCAAAGAUCCCGCUACAUUUACCAAAGCCUACUGUGGCCUGUUCAAGGAUUCAGGAGUUUUACCAAAGCAGCAUCUUUGCCGAUUCAUCGUAUCGCCGGAAGCACAACUGUUGCCAGGAACACCGUUAAACGUUACUCAUUUCAAAGUCGGUGACAUUGUUGAUGUUCGUGGAAAAACUGUUGAUCAUGGUUUCCAAGGCGUCAUUAAACGGCACGGCUUCAAGGGUAUGCCUGCAUCGCAUGGUGUGACGAAAACCCAUCGCCGACCCGGUAACAUUGGUGGCGGUGGAGAGAAAGGCCGCGUUUGGCCAGGAACCAGACUGCCCGGUCACAUGGGCAACCGAUGGCGCAAUUUAAGGGGAUUGAAAAUUUGGCGGAUCAACACAAAGUACAACGUAAUGUGGGUGCAGAGUAGCAACAUUGCUGGUGAAACGAACGGAUUGGUCUAUAUUUAUGAUACGAUUCUGCCACUCCGAAAGUAUAAAGAGGCACCGGCCUUCCCAACGCAUUUCGGGUCCGAGAAUGAUCUGUAUGCGGAUGAAGAUAUUUGGCAUGAAGACAUUCAUAACUUCAAGGAUGGUUCUAUAACUUUUAAAGAGGAAUAGUUGAAAGAUAGUAAAAAGUAAGUAUUAGAA